AUGACACCGUGUAUCACCUAAGCCACCUGUUCACACAGAUAACCAGCGACGUAAUUGAGUGUUAUAAUUGUCAUCGCCUGAUCUUAAAUGAACAAUGGACGACGAAACUGAGGAACACAAAAGUAACAGCGACAAAUGUCCACUUCUUCACAAAGAGAACACUUUCGAUCAGUACAGUUAUACAAGUCUGGGAUCUGUACAAGACGACAGUGGCAAUGAGGAUGGCUCUGAUUCGGAGGGGCCGGGACAUGGGCGUGGUUCUGCCACCAAGGAAACCGUCAGACUCUACAACAGAAGGUUCUAUAUCCUCACCCUCUUCUCUCUCAUAGCAAUCGUACAGGGGCUAGUCUGGAACACGUGGAGUCCUAUAUCCCAGUCUGCCAAACGUGUCUUCCACUGGUCGGAUGGGGAUGUAGCUUUGUUGGCAGACUGGGGGCCUAUUACAUACGUCAUCUCUAUGGUCUUCUUCUCUUGGCUUUUAGACACCAAAGGCUUGAAAGUGUCGUGUUUAGUCUGCAGUUUUCUUCUUGCUGGAGGAACGGGUAUAAGGUGUAUCACGGAGGAACAACCAUGGGCAAACUGGUUAAUGCACAGCGGUCAGAUUUUGAAUGGGUUUGCGGGCCCUAUUGCCAUGGCGGGAUGUACCGUUAUCUCGGCAGUCUGGUUCCCGCCAAACCAGCGAACCACGGCCACCAGUAUUGGAGCAAUGUGUAACGUGUUUGGAGUGGCGGUGUCAUUCCUCAUAGGCCCCCUUUUGGUUCCACAGCAUCGACUUGAUUGCAAUAUGACACAGCUUCUCGAUUACAAUGAAAGUCAAACUAUGCUGCACAGCUCCUCACAGUCCGGUAACUACAGUGAUCCGGGAUGUGGCAACGUUACGGCCAUGAAAGAAUUACUCGGACAAGAGCGUUUAGACGUUAUGAAGUUGCUGUACAUAGAAUUUGGCAUAGCUGGUUCAGUUUUUCUGGCAACACUUCUGUAUUUCCCGGCUAAACCUCCACACCCUCCCAGUAUAACAGCCACCGUGGACAGGGCGGACUUUAAAGCAGGAGUAAUGUCACUGCUCAAGAAUCGUCAUUUUUGGCUGAUUUCUCUGGUAUAUGGCUUGUCUAUAGGGAUUGAGAAUACCUGGAUGUCCGUCCUGGAUAUCAACUUUAAUAAGCUGGGAGUGUCACAAGACCAAGCCGGCUGGAUGGGUUUUUAUGCCACUGUAGCCGGUACUAUAGGCGCCAUGGUCGUUGCUAGGUUCGCGGACACCUUUGCCAAACACAUGAAGGUGUAUCUCUUAGUGCUGUAUGCACUGUCUUCUGGUGCCUUUAUCUGGAUUGCUUUGAUGUUCAUCCAAGUAGCACCGUUCCAAACAGAGUACCUGUACAUAGCCGUGGUUCUUGGAGGGUUAUGUCUGAACUCCGCUGUACCGUUACUGUAUGAGUUGUCUUGUGAGAUCACUUUCCCAGUGUCUGAAGGAGUGACAAGUGGCGCCCUCACUCUUUACUUCAACAUCUCGGCUCUGGUCUUCCUCUCUGUCAUGAUGAUACCUAAUAUAGGGGAUAGCUGGACAACUUGGAGUGUCCCCGGAACAAUCUUUGUUUGCAUACCGAUGUUGCUUAUUGUCAAAGAGAAGUACAACCGUUUGAAUAUGGACAUUGAAGUGGAAUCGCCUAAAGAAAAUGCAAGAAGACCAGAUGAGACGUAAACACAACUGACACAAAACUGAAGAUGUUCACAAGAGAAGAUAACUUUGGCAAAGUCUCAAAGAGUAACGAAACAGUUAGAUUAUCUCCCUUGAUAUAGUUGGCAAUGUUAUACAGCAAGUCUCUUGAAACAGCAUCGGUGCAGAGCUGUCAAGCCAGAAAUACCAAAGAAGUAAGAAAUCCAAACAACCGGAGUCCACCGGGGCUGCAAACCCCGGUUCGAAUCCAGGGAAAAUGCCUGGAAGGGGUUUAGGGAAGUCCUCGGGAGGAAAUGGUUUUGGGUAUUUUAAACGGUAUGUUAGAUACUUUUGCUGGCAAGUUAGCACAUAUUUUGCCGUUGUAUGAAAUGAAAACAUCAUGGGCCUACAGUAAUAUUAUGAAACUUUUUUUGUGUGAAAAAACGCGAGAUUCAAUACAUUUACUGUGAGAACGCGAUUUUGAAAAAAAAAAACCCAACAAAACAUAAGAGUUAACAGGCAUGUGGAUGGUCUCGAAACAUCUUCAAUAUACUAGGUACUUGUGCAUUAACUAGAUGUCUUUCCAUUCAUUUCAAUGCAUUUAAAUAAAUAUUUUUCAGUUUUCACUUUGAAGUGGUCCAACUGCUAUUAUGUUACUUGACUAAAUGUUAUAUUCAUCAUGCUUGUACUUGAAUAGCAGCAUGCUCCAUACGGAACGGUGGAAAUGUUACAUAUACAAUCAGUA
Molecule: messenger RNA, 2396 nt
Organism: Liolophura sinensis
Lineage: Eukaryota; Metazoa; Mollusca; Polyplacophora; Chitonida; Chitonidae
Product: solute carrier family 49 member 4 homolog
Exons: 12
Coding region: 95-1696 (533 amino acids)
Biological process (GO): transmembrane transport
Cellular component (GO): membrane; intracellular membrane-bounded organelle
Molecular function (GO): transmembrane transporter activity
Source: RefSeq, a predicted model, not a curated record